AUGGAUCGUAGUUACUGGAUGUAUGGACUUAAACGUUCAUGCGAUGAAUAUUUGGCAUGUCUGAGUGGUUUUCUUAAAGUUGCAGAGGAGAAUCGGGUGAAUAAAGGAGAAAGCUACAUAUGGUGUCCUUGUGUAGAUUGUCAGAAUUGUUGUAUGUACACUGAUUCUGCCAAAAUAGAAGAGCAUUUGAUAGUUCGUGGAUUUAUGAGAGAUUAUACGUGUUGGUCACGACAUGGUGAGAUAUUGGUUGAUCAUAAUGCAACUGCUUUAGAGUAUAAUGAUGAUAUUGUUGAUACAGACGAUAACAACUAUGAUAACUUAUCUGGAAUGUUACAUGAUUGUGAAGACAAUGUUGCUGAAGAUGAUUAUGAAAAAUUUCAACAAUUAUUUGAUGAAUCAGAGAAACCGUUGUAUACUGGGUGUACAAAAUUUACCAAACUAUCAGCUGUGUUGAAAUUGAUUAACUUAAAAGCAAACAACGGUUGGAGUGAUACAAGCUUCACAAGUCUUCUAAAGAUUUUGCAUGAGAUGCUUCCGGAUGAUAACGAGCUACCUGUGUCCACAUACCAAGCAAAAAAAUUGAUGUGUCCGAUGGGAAUGGAAAUUGAAAGAAUACAUGCUUGCCCAAAUGAUUGUAUGUUGUAUCGAAACGACUAUGCAGAUCUACAUAGUUGUAUUACAUGUGGUACAUCACGAUACAAAAGGAAAAAUCCUACAGAAGAAAACAAUAUUAUGAGAAUGAGUGGACCGCCUGCUAAAGUCUUAUGGUACUUGCCUAUCAUUCCAAGAUUAAAACGGUUAUUUGCAAACGCUAAAGAUGCAAAGUUGAUGCGAUGGCAUGCCGAGGAGCGUACAAUAGACGACAAAAUAAGGCAUGUUGCAGAUUCUCCUCAAUGGAGAAAUAUCAAUUCUAAGUUUGAAGAAUUUGGUCAGGAUAUUAGAAACAUUAGAUUUGGACUUAGUUCUGACGGCAUCAAUCCAUUUGGAAGCUUGAGCAGCCGCCAUAGUACAUGGCCAGUUCUUCUUUGCAUCUACAAUCUUCCGCCUUGGUUAUGUAUGAAAAGAAGAUACAUCAUGAUGUCACUGCUAAUUCAAGGUCCAAAGCAACCGGGAAAUGACAUUGAUGUUUAUUUAUCUCCAUUAAUCGAGGACAUGAAAAAGUUGUGGAGUCCAGGUGUCGAAGUGUAUGAUGCAUACAGUGCGGAAAAUUUCCAACUUCGGGCCAUGAUUUAUUGCACCAUAAGUGAUUUCCCAGCAUAUGGGAAUUUAUCUGGAUACAGUACAAAGGGAUCAAAGGCAUGUCCAGUAUGUGAAGAUGACACACAGUCGUUAUGGUUGAAAAAUUGCAAGAAAAAUGUAUACAUGGAUCAUCGAAGAUAUCUUCCAAAAAACCAUCCGUAUCGUAAGAAAAAAAAAGUGUUUAAUGGUAAAACCGAGAGCACGAUAGCAAGGCCACCAUUACGAGGAGAAAUUGUAUUUUCCCGUGUUGAAAAUCUAAACAUUACAUUCGGAAAAACCAAAGGUAAAGGGAAACGAAAACAUAAACGUAAUGGUAAAGAUAAAGGUACAACUCCUCUAGAAAAUAAUAUUUGGAAGAAAAGAUCUAUAUUUUGGGAUUUACCAUAUUGGAAGCACUUGCAGGUUCGACAUUGUCUUGACAUUAUGCAUAUCGAAAAAAAUGUUUGUGAAAGCUUGAUAGCCUUAUUGUUAAACAUCAAGGGAAAAACAAAAGAUGGGGUUAAUGUUCGAGAUGACAUGGUUGAAAUGGGGAUUCGACCCGAGCUUGCUCCUAUUAAGAAUAUUGGAAAGCGCACGUAUCUUCCAGUAGCUUGUUAUACCAUGUCAAAGGCUGAGAAAACAAAUUUUUGCAAGUGCUUGCAUGGUGUGAAGGUUCCAUCCGGCUAUUCUGCUAACAUUAAGAAGUUAGUGUCGAUGAGUGAACUAAAACUUCUUGGUAUGAAGUCGCAUGAUUGUCAUGUUUUGAUGGCCCACAUGAUUCCUAUUGCAAUUCGUGGAAUAUUACCAGAUCGCCUUCGACACACAAUCACAAAGUUAUGUUUGUUUUUUAACAUGAUUCAUUCAAAAGUUAUUGAUCCUGAAGUGUUAGAUUCAUGGCAAAGUGAUAUCAUCUUGACGUUAUGCCAGCUUGAGAUGUAUUUCCCACCUUCAUUUUUCGAUAUCAUGGUUCAUCUAAUAUCUCAUAUUGUUAGAGAGAUAAAGUAUUGUGGGCCGGUAUACCUACGAUACAUGUAUCCAUUUGAGAGAUAUAUGGGUGUCUUAAAAAGGUAUGUAAGGAAUAAAUUUCGACCAGAGGGUAGUAUUGUUGAAGGAUACGCUACAGAGGAGGUAAUUGAAUAUUGUACUGACUAUUUACAAGGUGUUACAAGUAUUGGCAUACCGAAAUCUCGACACGAGGGUAGACUUGUAGGAUAUGGGACAAUUGGAUUGAAACGGGUAACUCCAAAGAAAGAAGACUUGCAUCUGGCACAUUUUACAGUCCUACAACAUAUGACGAUCAUUGCUCCAUACGUGAACGAGCACAAAAGAUAUAUAGAAAUGUCGAAUGGUGGUAAGAGCAAAAGAUGGUUGAUUACAGAACAUAACAAAACAUUCUCACAAUGGUUAAAAGACAAAGUGAAAGCAAGUUAUGGCGUGAACAAUGUUGAUCAAGCUGUGGCACAUCUAGCAAAUGGUCCCGAACAUGUUGUGGCAACGUACCAAGGGUACGACAUUAAUGGUUAUACAUUCUACACUAAUCAACAAGAUAAAAAAAGUACGCUUCAAAAUAGUGGAGUAACGUUAAUAGCCUCAACAGAAUUAUAUGGAGAUAAUCAUGAUGCAAGGUCAAGGAUAGCUAAAGAUUCAUAUUAUGGUGUCAUUCACGAAAUAUGGGAAUUAAAAUAUGAUACCAUCAUUAUACCUAUGCUCAAGUGCAAAUGGGUUGACAACCAACGAGGUGUUAAAGUUGACAAUGAUGGGUUUACAAUUGUUGACCUUUCCACAAACGGUUAUGUAUCAGAACCAUUCAUUCUAGCUAAACAAGCUAGCCAGAUAUUCUAUGUAGAGGACCCAAAAGACUCUAAAAAGCACAUCGUCAUGCAUGGAAAACGGCAUAUACUUGGUGUUGAUGAUGUUGUGGACGAGGAAGAGUACGAUCAGUUUGACGAGCUACCCCCAUUCUCUAUCGGCAUUCCAUCUUCAAAUGAUGAGGUUGACGACACUACUUACUUAAGGUCAGAUCACAAUGAAGGAUUAUGGGUGUCAUAA
Lactuca sativa (garden lettuce) is the source of this 3267-nucleotide messenger RNA. RefSeq lists its product as uncharacterized. The record is from RefSeq and is a predicted model, not a curated record. NCBI's taxonomy places the organism in Eukaryota, Viridiplantae, Streptophyta, Magnoliopsida, Asterales, Asteraceae.